ACAAUGGCUUCCUGUCCUAUUGAUCGAAAACCUUUCCAGGCAGUGUUUAAAUUCAGUGCGUUGGGAAAUUACAUUAAGGCCUUCAUGCUGUCAUCCAGGCCAGUGCUGCCCAAUAGAAGUGUUCUACAAACCGCUAUGUAAUUUAAAAAUUUUAGUAGCCAUGUUGAAAGAAUGAAAAGAAACAGGUUCAAGUAAAAAGACAGUCAAGAAAAACAAACGGCAAGAAAAAUGAAAGCUAUUUUAAGAAACAGCUCUCCUGUCAUGAAAAUUCUAAAAGCUAUAUAAGGUUAGUGAUGAAAUUUGAAAGUGGAAUCCAAAUGAAUAGAACAAGAAGUUAGCUAGUAGAAUAGAAGUACUCUUUUUUUCUUAUGAAGUUGUUUACAUGUAUUUAAUUAUUUCUUUGAAAGCACACACUUGAUCAUUUAAGAAAGGAGAAUAUAAUUUGAACUCUAUCUUUGGUGAAAAGUUGAUUUUUAUUUUGUUUUCUUUGUUAAUUUGUUUAGACUGAUACUUUGGUAACGUACAAUAAAAAUGUUACCGCAGAAUAAAAGUUUUAUAACAGUUUCUGAACGCUUACUUAUUUUUUUACUUAUUAGAAACCAGUAACAGUUAAGGGAUAAGCAUGAGUCUUCACAUUUUGAGUAGCACUGCCCUAGUUAUUUGUGCACAAAAAGUAGAAAGUAACUAAUGAGCGCAGCAUUCUUCAUGAGAGAAUUGUAGUUGUAACUACUUUUUACCUCUCAUAUUUUACUUCUUUGUGUUGUAGUAGGCACUCCCUACCUAAAUAUAACAGAUGUUUAAAAAAUGUUUAAUAUGUUUAGAUUUGCAUCUUUAACUGCUGUUGUUAAAACCAUUGUCCUAUUUUAACAUAAUUGCCUUGAAAUACAGUACUUAGUACACAAACUCAAUAGGAAUUUAAAAUAUUUGUUGAACUGAAUUGAAUAUUAAUAGUGUACUGGAAAUUAAUUUAUUAAUGCUUAAAAUAAGUUUUUCUAAACAUUUAAAAUUUAAGCCUGAGCCUAUUUUGAUUUGAAAUCUAUUUAGAGCUGUCCAGAGUUGUAUUUUUAAGUCAGUAUAUUGUCAGCUUUAUAAUUAAAGCUUUGAUUCAUUAGUGCAUUUCAUCAGAAUACUAAUUUCUUGAGAAACUAAAUUUAUUUAGUUACUAAAACAGUUGACAGAAGUCCCUGAGAUUUAUUGUAUCCUACCACUAAUUCAUAACACUGUGGCUUCUUAGAUCUUAACUUUCGGGGAGUUAUAGACUCCUUUGAGGAUCUGAAGAAAGCUACAGACCCCUUCUGACAAAAAAAUAAGCAUAACAUAAAUGUAAAAUUGUGCAUGAUUUCAAGGGAUUCAUGGAAUGUCUUAUUCCCAAGAGCGCAUCUGUGAGCUCCAGAGUUAAUAAGAACUGGUUAGAAUAAAUUUUAAUAAAAUUUUCUUAUAACUAUUUUUGAGUUAUCUUUGGUUUUCUGUUUAUGUUUGCAUAGUAGAUACUAGAAGUCUUUUCCUAGGUAUCAUGAAGAAAACUCUUUGCUAGCUUCAUUCUUGUUAUCACUGGCUGUCAUGGAUAUGCAUUUUGUGCUCUUUCAGAACUACCAGUUCUGAAGUUCUUGCUGAGAGGCUGUAAGGCUCGUAUCUGUAUUUGAGUUUAGCACAGCUGAGUUAGUGCACACGUUUAACUGCUUUUUCUCAGAGAUUUGUGGUAGAGAGAUGGUGUGGGGAAACAGCUGAUGCAAAAUAAAAACUUGCUUUUGCCCACCAACUUAGACCUUUAAUGAUUUCCCCAAAGGUCAAAAAUUUUCUGUCAGCUAUUGCGUAUUUACUGUACAUUAUUUUUUGGAAUCAUUCAUUUUACCUCUCCCUUUUAAAGUAGUAAAACCCUUGCACGAUCCCUUUUUGAUACUUCUUACAUGUUCCAGGGAAGAUAUUUUGUUUCUUGGUAGUAAACUUCGAUUUCACGUUGCUGGAGUAGGGACUGGCAACUUGUGCUUUCUUUGCUACAGUUUCUUAAUAGCCCCUUAAGAGCAAGUAAUAUCUGCUCGCCUCUCUUCUACAUGGCUUGGUAGCCAGUCAGUCAUGGUCAACCAAUAAGAUAAUUGUUUAAAGACUAAGAUGCUACAACUCACUAUACAGUUAAAAUUUGUAGCUUGAGAUUCUAAUAUCUUGUAGGCGUCUCUGAGAAUGUUACUUAAAUCAUUUAUCACACUUUCGAGAUAGUUUAUUGCAUGAUAGAUUUUUUUUUGGAUAGGCAAUGAAUAGAAAAUAAAUAAAAUGACAGUUUUCUUUUCUUUCACGUUUUUUAAUUGAUGUUUACAGAAAAAAAGCUAUCAUAAGAGAAGAUCUAUUAAGUCCACAAUUUUAUGACUUGACGAUGAUACAUAGAAACUCUUCAUACAGUGAAACGCAGGAAAAGAAAAAUGCAACAAUAAAGAUAAAUAAGCCUCGAAGAUCCAACUGUACAAAUCAGUGCUUCAGACAUUUUUUCUCCAAUAUAUUUUCUUCUAGUAGUCACACUGGAGAAUCUUCUUAUAGAGUGUACUGUACAGAAUUUAUAGAAGUCAAUGAAAUCAGUACAGUGAUCAGACAGAAGAGACAGGAACUGGAAUUGUCAUGGUUUCGUGAUACAUUACCUGGAAUUGGAAGAAAUGGUUUUGUGCCCUGGAAUAUUGAAACCGAAGUUCUUCCACUCAUCUCUUCUGCAUUGCCAAGAACUAUUUUUCCAACAAGUACCAUAUCUUUAGAAAAUUUUGGUACUUCUUGCAUGGGAUAUGCAUUAGCACAUACUCAAGGAGAAGAGAAGAAGCAAACUUCUGGCACAUCAAAUACCAGAGGAUCAAGACGAAAACCUGCAGCAGCAACUCCUACAAGGAGAUCUACACGUAACACGAGAGCUGAAACAGUCAGUCAGUCUCAGAAGUCCCCAGUAUCAAAUAAUUCUGGGUGUGAUGCCCCAGAUAGCAAUAAUCCAUCUGUAAGUGUUUCCUCUUCAGCUGAGUCAGAAAAGCAAACAAGACAGGCUCCAAAACGGAAAUCUUUAAGAAGAGGGAGAAAACCACCUUUACUGAAAAAGAAGUUUCGUAGCUCUGUACCUCCCCCUGAAAAAUCAUCUUCCAGUGAUUCAGUAGAUGAAGAAACUGCAGAAUCUGACUUACCACCUGUGUUAGAGAAAGAGCACCAAUCAGACAUAGAAAGUAGUAACACUUGUACUGUGCAGACAAAUGCAGAAAACAAGUCUGCUAAUGGCUUAAUAAGUUGCAAUGAGCAUGUAGAAGCAAGGGAGGAACAUACUGAGAACCAUGAUACAAAGGAAACAGUGAAGCCUUCAUAUUCUGAGUGUUAUACCCAUAAUCCUCCUGUGCUAGUUGGAGAAAACCAAAAACCAAACCCAUUGCCAUCGAGUCGAGAGGAGGAAGAAGUUGAAAAGGUUGAGAAUACAGGUAUAGAGGAUAAUGUUUUGUGCAUAGAAAGUGACAUUUCUAAAAAUAUUUCUGAAAAAAGAGGUGAUCUGUUGGAAAAUCAAGACCAGAUAUCUGGAUCCUUGGAAUCAGAGGUAAAAACAGAUACAUGCACAGAUCAUCCUCCAGUUGAUUUCCUUAAAUGUUCAGGAUCUGAAAUUGAAGUUCACCAGCCUAUAUCUAGUCCUGUAGAUGAGUUACCCGAGAAUGCCGAGUCAGUGGUUAAUGAAGAAAAGAUUGUAGAGAGUUCCAUAAUAGAAAUUAUUGAUCAUAAAGAUUCUACAGUAAAAAUAGAACAGCCUUUAGAGAGUCCCAAGUUAGACUCUUCUGAGGGUCAGAAUAUACAAACAGUGGACAAAAAAUCUAUUGAGAGCUCAGAGGUUCAGUUGCCUCAGCAUGUUGAAACUGGAGAUGCAGAAAUAAUUGCAAAGUGUGAUAGUUCAAGGAAUGAAAAUUUCAGUAGUACUCAAGACUCUGAAAAUAAUUUAUUAAAAAAUGAUCUUGACAGUACGAAGUUAGACAAAUGUUUAGAAGAAAAGACUGAAUCUCUGGGUGAACAUCUCACAUCUAGAGAUUUGCCUAACACAUACACUGAAGACAUUCAGAAGCAUUUUAGUGAGGACAAUAAUGAGAUGAUACCUAUGGAGUGUGAUUCAUUUUGUAGUGACCAGAAUGAAUCUGAAAUUGAACCGUCUGUAAAUGCUGAUUCAAAGCAAUUGAAUGAAAAUUCUGGGGAGCAUAGUUCUGAAAAUAUUAUGCUGCCUUCUGAUCCUGCAGUUGAAAAGGUUGAAACUGUAUCUCAGCCAUCUGAAAGCCCAAUAGAUACAGUAGAUAAAGCUAAAAAGCCUCGUACUCGAAGGUCUAGAUUUCAUUCCCCAUCUACUACUUGGUCUCCCAACAGAGACACUGCACGAGAAAAGAAGCGGUCUCAGUCUCCAUCUCCUAAAAAAGAAACGGGAAAAGACAACAGGAAGUCUCGAUCACCAUCUCCUAAGAAAGAAUCUGCAAGGGGACGAAGGAAAUCUCGUUCUCAGUCCCCUAAAAAGGAUUAUGCAAGAGAAAGGAGGCGAUCUCAGUCUCGGUCUCCAAAAAGAGAUAGUUCUAGGGAAGGCAAAAGAUCCGAGUCACUCUCCCCAAGAAGAGACACGUCUCGAGAGAACAGAAGAUCUCAGUCAAGAGUAAAAGAUUCCUCUCCAAGAGAAAAAUCCAGGUCCCGGAGCAGAGAGAGAGAGAGUGAUAGAGAUGGGCAGAGGAGAGAUCGAGAUAGAGAAAGGAGAACCAGAAGGUGGUCUAGGUCCAGAUCUCGUUCUAGGUCACCAUCAAGAUCUAGAACAAAAAGCAAGAGUUCAUCGUUUGGUAGAAAUGAUAGAGACAGUUACUCUCCUCGGUGGAAGGAAAGAUGGACAAAUGAUGGUUGGAGAUGUCCACGAGGAAAUGAUCGGUACAGGAAGAGUGAUCCAGAGAAACAGAAUGAAAAUACAAGAAAAGAGAAAAAUGACACCAAUCCAGAAGCUGAUGAUCCAAAUCCUGACAAAUGCAGAAAUGACUGUCCCAGUUGGGUUACAGAAAAAAUAAAUUCAGGGCCUGAUCCAAGGACCAGAAAUCCAGAAAAGUUAAAAGAUACUCACUGGGAAGAAAACAGAAAUGAAAAUUCAGGGAAUUCUUGGAAUAAAAACUUUGGUUCAGGUUGGAUGUCUAAUCGCGGCAGAGGUAACCGUGGUAGAGGCACUUACAGAGGUGGUUUUGCCUACACAGAUCAGAAUGAAAAUCGGUGGCAAAACCGAAAACCCCUUUCAGGGAAUUCAAAUAGUUCAGGGAAUGAGUCCUUCAAGUUUGUGGAACAGCAACCCUAUAAACGGAAAAGUGAGCAAGAAUUCCCAUUUGAUACACCGGCAGAUAGAUCAGGGUGGACAUCUGCAUCUAGUUGGGCCGUCAGAAAGACUCUCCCAGCAGAUGUGCAAAACUAUUAUUCACGAAGAGGGAGGAAUUCCUCAGGUCCACAGUCUGGAUGGAUGAGACAAGAAGAGGAAACAGCUGAACAGGAUUCUAACCUAAAAGACCAAACAAACCAACAAGGUGAUGGUUCUCAGCUACCUAUUAAUAUGAUGCAGCCACAAGUGAAUGUAAUGCAGCAACAAAUGAAUGCACAGCACCAGCCUAUGAAUAUCUUCCCAUAUCCAGUGGGUGUUCAUGCUCCUUUGAUGAACAUCCAACACAAUCCAUUUAACGUUCACCCUCAGCUACCCCUGCAUCUCCAUACAGGAGUGCCUAUCAUGCAGGUAGCUGCUCCUACCAGUGUAUCUCAGGGACUACCACCACCACCACCCCCUCCCCCACCAUCCCAACAAGUCAGCUACAUUGCUUCACAACCAGAUGGAAAGCAAUUGCAGGGUAUUCCUAGUGCUUCUCAUGUAAGUAAUAACAUGAGUACACCAGUGUUGCCUGCUCCGACAGCAGCCCCAGGAAACGUGGGAACAGUUCAGGGACCAAGUUCUGGUAAUACUUCGUCAUCAAGUCACAGCAAAGCCUCUAAUGCUGCUGUAAAAUUGGCAGAAAGCAAAGUAAGUGUUACAGUGGAAGCCAGCGCAGAUAGCUCGAAGACAGACAAGAAAUUGCAGAUUCAAGAAAAAGCAGCCCAGGAGGUAAAAUUGGCCAUUAAACCAUUUUACCAAAAUAAAGAUAUCACCAAGGAAGAAUAUAAAGAGAUUGUACGGAAAGCAGUAGAUAAAGUUUGUCAUAGUAAGAGUGGAGAAGUAAAUUCUACUAAAGUGGCAAAUCUGGUUAAAGCCUAUGUAGACAAAUACAAAUACUCACGGAAAGGGAGCCAAAAGAAAAGUCUGGAGGAACCUGUGUCUGCUGAAAAAAACAUAGGCUGAAAUGAGGAGUGCUGUAAAGGACGCUAUCAGGAUAUCUGCAAAGUGCAAUUUCAACAUGUACUGAAAAUCGUACUCAACUACUCAACUGUGAUUGAAAUUUGGUUUUGAUAAAAUUAUUUUUUUUAAUGUAGGAUAUAAUGUUUUGUUCUAAAUAAAUAUAGUUCUGUACCACAACUUCUAUAUCCUUUUUUUCCCCAGAUAAAUGCAAGGGAAAGUAAAGGUUUAAAGGAAUGUGCAUUUUUACUAUGACUGUGUUAUAGUGUGGAUACUGGAAGAUGUAUAGCUUUUUGAUUUGAAAAAUGAAGUGCAUAAACGAGAAACUUUCUAAGUGCACUGGUUUUGGAAGAUAUAUAUAUAUAUAAAAACAUUUAUUCUGUCAGGCUAAGAAAGUAUAAUCUUUAUGGUUUUUCCCUUUAAUUAUAGAAAGUUAAAUAAUGUAUUACCAUGAAAAAUAUUUCUAAUAUUAACAAAACAUACCAGUUGCAGGGUUCUUAAUGUGUAUUUUUAAAGAAGCACACAUCUGAGUAAAUUGCUUAGACAGAAAACAUUAAUCACGUGAGUAAAAUUUAGUGUUAAAAACUUUGGGGCACUCUUCACUUACUGUAUCACCAAAUAAAGGUCAUGCUGCUUGUUUUUCUUUUGUGCCUUUUUUUCCCCCAAUUGAGAUGAAGCAAUUUGAUUUGCUAGAUUACAAUUUUAGCAGUCUAAAAUUUUUGUUGAAUUUAAAAGACUUGUUUGGAAAAAGUGUUGACUUUGUAAAAAUUGUUGUUUUAUAAUAUCUUCUACCUAUCAGAGAUAAUAAAUUGUGCCAAAUGGAGAAUUGCUGUUAAGUUGGAGAUCCUCCCUUCCUUGGGAGUAAGGUAGAAAUAUGAGACUCACUGCACUGGCCUUCAUGGUGUUCCUCAUCUAUCUCAUCAUGAAUGAAAAUUUUUUCACACUUCAAAAAUCUACAAAUGCUUUACAAUGAAUAAAGCGUUGAUUUGGUGACCAUAUAGUUAGCAGCCAUUAACCGUGUUGGAAAAUUCUAGACAUUAAAACCUGUGUUUUGGAAAAGGAGAGGAAUUAAAUAAUGGAGUCUUGCUUAGGCUUUCAGGGACUAGGUAUUUCGUUAUUUUUUUAAGUGCUUGAAUAUGCUAAUUUUUAUAGAAGGUAAGUUAAAAAGUCUUAUAGAGAUAUUUUAAUUGACAUCUUGAAGAAAAAAUGGUUCUCUCUAUGACGAAAUGUCUUUCAUUCCAGUGUAACAAUAUUGAAUAGAAACCAAAUAACUGGAGAGCUAUUCCGAUCAGGUGUUAAUGGCUCAAAUAUAGAUAAUAAGCCUUAGUGAGAUAGACUGAACCUUUACUAGAGAAACUAGUGAAAGCAAUACUCUGUAGGACUGUCCUUUUCUGAAGCAAAGAUUAAUCUGUUUCUCAAUGUCAUGUGCAUAAUACUUCCCUGGUGCUGGGUUUAAUAGGCAAAAUAUUUUGAAAUGUUGGCCCCAAUAAUGAUUGUUGUUGUUCAUAAUCUUUGUUAGGUCAUGUGUAUAAUCCUUAAAAUUAUUAGAAAUAUUUCCAAGCAGUUUCUGAUCAUCAUUCUACAUUUCUGGGCAAUUGUAAUGUGGUAUUCUACUGAUUUAUAUAAUUUUUUAUUAAAGUUUGUGUUUAGAUUAUGAUGGGUAAAGUUUGGAAGUACAUUUCUUCUAAUAAAAUAUUGAAACAGUGUUUUAGAUAUCAAACCACACCACCUCAGUUGUUUCAGUUUUGAACUCUAGAAACAAUUGUGUGAACUUUGAAUCUAUUCUGAGUUAAGGCUUAUUCACACUUUGAAAACUUUGUAGGGAAUUGCUGUGCCUAAACUGAUUAAUCCCACAAUGCAUAGUUUUCCUGUUUUCUUUCAGUAACAUAUGGGAGUUGGGUAACAUUUUAAAAUUUGCUUUAUACUGUUUAGCUUUUGCAAACAAGUUUAAAAUUGUUAAGAAAAACUAGGUGGUGUGGUCAAGAAUUAAAGUCUCAUAUUUUUGGUAGCAGUCCGGUGAAUUAUUUGCAUCUUUAUUGAAAAUAACAAGCCUGUGUCCCAUAUCUGGUGGGGACAUUGGUUAGACUGCAUUUAAAAUAGCUAGUGAAGAAUGUUACUGGAUUAGAAUUCAAACAAUAAGCUUUUUUAAACUUGGGAAUAUUUAAGAAUGUAUCUUUCAAAAUGCAUGUUUUAUGUUAAAAUACAUUGCUUUAAUAUUCCCUGUCCUUUUUAUUUUUCAAAAAAAAUUCACAUUAAUUUUUGCAUGUGUACAGACUUAAAAACAUUUUGUGGGGUUACAGAUUACUCUUGUUCUCUAUGAAGAGUCAGUAUUAACCUUUGAAACUUUGGUCCCUUUAACCUACCAGUCACAUUGACUAGUGUCUUCAGCUAUAGACAUGCCUAGAAUUUUGAGACUAAAAGUAGUUACUCAUUAUAUUGACACCCCAAAAGUUUUGUGAUUUUUCUUCCUGAUAAUUAUCACAUUUUCUCCAUUGUAUUCCUUUAAAUGGCCCCAGUGUGUACUGCUUGAAUGUUCCAUCCCAGAGAUGGAGCUUCAGAAGCACAGUGGUUGCCCCAGGGUCCAUGAGACAUUGUUUGUAGAUUGAGGAUGGAGUGCUGUCUACUGAACCAAUACUCAGACAUGUAGUGUAUAAUAUUUUCUAAUAAAUUCUUUUGAUAAAGUAGUGUCUCUAACAUCUUAUUAUUAAGAUUCCUGAGAAAAAUGGUGGCUUUUACAAACGUGGAAGUAUUUCUUGCUUUUAUACCAAAGCAUCAUGUCCAAGCUCUAAUUCUAAUUGCACAAUAAUUGUAGGACAUUAGAAAAACUUUAGAAAGUAAGUUUGUAAAGAGGAAGGAAACUGAAAAAGGGAGAAAAAUUAUUCUACCAUUCAAAGGUAGUAACUUUGAACACUAAUCAAUCAAACUAUUUCAUAGCCUAGCUUUUUCAUUUAGUGAUUUAUUGAGAAUUUCCAUCUUAAUAAAAAUUGAUUUUUAAUAGCUAUAUAUAUAUCCUAUUACACAGAUGUGCCAUUACUUAAAAUAAAUCUCUGCUAUUGGAUAUUAAGUUGUUUCCACAUUUUACUGAUGUAGGUAAGACUGAUGUAAACAUCUUUAUACCUGUAUCUUUGUACCCAUUUCAGAUUUUUUUCUCAGGAUUAAUUCCUAGAAGUAGAACUUCCUGGUCCAUCAGUUUUUAUUGCCCUACAAAAUUGUUUUAAUAUAUACACAUGGUUGAUGUAUAAUUUUUCAAAUUAAUCAUUUUAAUAUAAAACUCAUUUUCCUAAGCUGAUUUUUCUAUCCAGACAAAAACCACUAGGAAUGCUGGUUGUUGCAUACCUUUCCACACUGAUUAUUUUUCCCCAGCACAUUCCAUAGAUGCAAACAUCUGCAGCCCUACCUCCUUUAAUAAUUGACAAUAUAUUCCAGUGUCAACACAUAUGAAUGUGCCCUGUCCUUCAUAAUGGCUACAUUCGGUGCUUCUGUUCAUGGACACAAGUUAUGUGCAGGUAUUGGCUAUUAGAAACAUUGCUUUAAUGAACACCCUUCGUGACUAAGACUAAGACUAUUUUUGUAUACAGGCAGUCUCCAGGUUAUGAACAUCUGACUUAGGACAACUCGUACUUAAGAACGGACUACUAUAAAGGCUAUAACAUUAAAAAUUUGAGUUAAGACUGUGUAAAAAUGAACGCAUGCACUUGUUUGUGACACUCAUGAAAACAUUGCACGGUUUGGAAGUGUUCAAGUGUUUUAUAUGCAUAGAAAGGUAAAAUAUAUACUAAGACAUUUGAUGCUGAAUAAGAAACAUGCAUCUGUUCAGACUUACCUAUAAAUUCGACUGUAAGACAGACUUAGGAGUGGAUCUCGUUUGUAACCCAUUGAAUUUCAUGAUAGGUACAUUUUAAUUUUGAUAACUGCCAAAUGGCUCUCCAAAAGGAGUAUGUUAAUUUAUAUUCCUACCACAAUACCUGAGCUUAUAGUCCACCUUUAAUUCAUUCUUAAAUAUUGUGACUAAGCACAUAAGAUUAAUUUUGUGACUCAUAAGGGGGUCCCUGGGUGGUGCAAACGGUUAAUGCACUUGGCUUCUAACAGAAAUGUUGGAGGUUCGAGUUCACCCAGAGGCACUUGAGAAAAAAGGUCUGGUGAUCUACUUCCGAAAAAAUCAGCCAUUGAAAACUCUAUGGAGCACAGUUCUGCUCUGACACACAUGGGGUUGCCAUGAGUUGGAAUCAACUUGAAGGCAACUGGUACUGUUGGUAAGGUUUUAUGAACAUACAGUUGUUCAUCAAACAAUGUGUACUUAACUGUGUGUCAGGCAUUCAUAGCUCACAUAUAUUGUCAGGUUUAAUCUGAACACAGUCGUCUAAAAGACUAGUACAGUAACAAGUAGCACAUUUAUUAAGCUUUAAUAUGUGCCAGGCACUCUGCAAAACGUAUUACUGCAUUUAAUCUGUAAAACCAAUUCUGUUAUCCUUGUUCUGAUGAAAAAUUGAGACAUAUAAAGGGUUAACUGAGCUGUCCAAAUUAUACAGCUACUUAGUGAUGGAUCCAGAAUUUGGACUUGGUUUGGCGGACACCAAAAUCCAUGCUUAACUUGGGGUGUUAAGACAUUGAGCACCCAGAUAAACUAACAUAACAACACAUGAGUAAUUGCUGAACUAGAGAAGUGAAUGAUGUACUGAGAACACGGAAGAGAAAGCAACUCAUUUUGCUUGGAGGAAGGAAUGAAAAGAGUCUUAACAUCCUCUGUCCAGCUAGGUCUCAUUUUUUUCCUUUUUAAUAGCACUUUUGUUUUUCUAUCCUAGAGGUUUUAAACCUUUCAUCUUGAAGCCAUGUUUAAUGAAUUCUUCCUCAUCACCAUUUUCUCAGUUGCCAUUUUCCCUGUAUCAAGUCUUCCUUUGCAAUAACUCCUUUCAGUUCUCAGCAAUGUUACCAUUUGACCUCUUUCUAUAGUCUAAACUGUUAGAGUCUACACACCCCAGUUCAUCUUAGACACCCCAAUCUUUCAAUAGCACAGCUUUGAUCAUAUUCUGCAUCAUUUAUUCAAUAUACAGUGCCAGCUCUGUGUGUGCUGCACACAAGAGUGAGCAAAACUACCAUCCCUACCCUCAUGGAGCUAUGUAAUAUGGUGGAGAAAACAGGCUACGAGGGAGAGGACUCCAAGAGGCCCUUAGAGAAUCUAUGAUAGGGUAAUAGGACCCGAGAAGUGGUUCGGGAGGGUCCGUGAAAGAAGUGGCACUUAAGCUAGGUAAGAGCUGGAAGACAAUAAGAAGCAGAUGGAAAGGAUGUGCUGGCAGAGAGAAUAGCAGGUGCAAAACGUCCAUGGCCAGAGGUGGCAUGGCAACCCUGAGCACAGCGUUACUGAAAUGAAGAUUGGUGGAGACUUUUUAAGGCACUAUACAAAGAAAAGCUUUUCAGCAGGAGGUGUUUGACAUGAUCAGAUUCACAUUUUCGAAAGAUCACUCUGCUCCCAAUUUAAAUGGCUGAGUAAAAGUGGUUAAUAAACAUGAAAAAGUGUUCAACCUCACAGUCAUAAACAAGUUAAACAAUGCUGUAAAUUAUCUUUUAUUAAGUAAAUUGAUUAAAAAAUUUAAUU
Molecule: messenger RNA, 11915 nt
Organism: Trichechus manatus latirostris (Florida manatee)
Lineage: Eukaryota; Metazoa; Chordata; Mammalia; Sirenia; Trichechidae
Gene: SCAF11
Product: SR-related CTD associated factor 11
Exons: 12
Coding region: 2369-6328 (1319 amino acids)
Biological process (GO): spliceosomal complex assembly
Molecular function (GO): RNA binding
Source: RefSeq, a predicted model, not a curated record